Molecule: messenger RNA, 3314 nt
Organism: Oncorhynchus gorbuscha (pink salmon)
Lineage: Eukaryota; Metazoa; Chordata; Actinopteri; Salmoniformes; Salmonidae
Source: RefSeq, a predicted model, not a curated record
GGUUGGUAACAGGUGUCUGGAGAGGAACCUGGCUGUCUGGACAACAUGGAGCUGCUGCAGCAGGGGAGGACAGGAGAGACAGUCAUCAGUCAGGACAGGGUCAAGGGACAGGAGGUGGCCAAGUGCCCCCUGGACCUGCCAGAGUACCAGACCACACAGCCACAGCCACAGCCACUACCCAAUAUUUUUACCCAACAGCCACUGUCUAAUGGGACAGCCGGGGAACACACAGCAGAGCUCCCAGGGCCCUCUGUAAGGUCUGCCAGAGCUGAUGGUGAAGAUAGUGAUGAUUCAACUGACGACGCGUCACAUCUCCUACCAAACAGUAUACCAUCAAACCCAUACCAUCUACCGAGAGUAGAGCUUCCCAGCGGGGUCCCUGUGUCGUCCAGUCCGAAAACUUCCCCCAAGACCCUGAUCAACGGAGCCUCCCCCUCCCCGUGUGUACCCCUCCAUCUGCCUCUCUUAACCAGAGAGGAUGGAGCCCUCCUCAGUCCCCUCAGUCCCCAGCCUGUGACAGACACCAUGGGCACCCUAUUAAAACAACACCUGCCGUCCACCACAAGGAGCCAGAACUCAUUGAAAGCUGACGCCACUCAGAUAAAGGAAAUAGCUGGAGAUGACUGCUGUGUACACUGUGUCCUGGCCUGUCUGUUCUGUGAGGUGCUGUCCCUGUGCUCGGUGCUGGCCCAGUGUCUGGCGUGCGGAGAGGGCUGUGAGGUGCUGUGUUGCUGUGGGGAGGGGGCUGCCGGCGGGUUGGCCUGUGGGGAGGACGCCUGCUCUGCCCUGUUGAAUUGUGGGAUACUAGAGGACUGCUGCGAGUCUUCAGACUGUCUGGAGAUCUGUCUGGAGUGUUGUUCUAUUUGCUUCCCUGUGUAGAAGAAGAGGAAGAGGAAGAGGAAGAAGAUUGAAACAUUUGACAGAAAGACAGGUGGAGUGUUGUUCUAUCUGCUUCCCUGUGUAGAAGAAGAAGAAUGGAGGAAGAGGAAGAAGAAGAAUGGAGGAAGAAGAAGAAGAUUGAAACAUUUGACAGAAAGACAGGUGGAGUGUUGUUCUAUCUGCUUCCCUGUGUAGAAGAAGAAGAAGAGGAAGAAGAAGAAGAUUGAAACAUUUGACAGAAAGACAGGUGAAGUGGCUCUGUGUUCGGCCUCCUAAACGGACCGAGCUGUAAUAGACGGGACAAAUGACCCCGACCACCAUGUUGAACACUUUUCAUAUUCUCCCCCCCCCGUCAGAUGUCUCUGUUCUACACCAACAUUGAUUAAACUUUGGGGUUUAUUUAAUAUCAGUGUUUAUUUUGCAAAGCCAUUAAGCCACAACACAGGUUGAGGAUGAGAUGUUGUACUGAGCAGUCUGACCAGUCAGGUUGAGGAUGAGAUGUUGUACUGAGCAGUCUGACCAGUCAGGUUGAGGAUGAGAUGUUGUACUGAGCAGUCUGACCAGUCAGGUUGAGGAUGAGAUGUUGUACUGAGCAGUCUGACCAGUCAGGUUGAGGAUGAGAUGUUGUACUGAGCAGUCUGACCAGUCAGGUUGAGGAUGAGAUGUUGUACUGAGCAGUCUGACCAGUCAGGUUGAGGAUGAGAUGUUGUACUGAGCAGUCUGACCAGUCAGGUUGAGGAUGAGAUGUUGUACUGAGCAGUCUGACCAGUCAGGUUGAGGAUGAGAUGUUGUACUGAGCAGUCUGACCAGUCAGGUUGAGGAUGAGAUGUUGUACUGAGCAGUCUGACCAGUCAGGUUGAGAUGUUGUACUGAGCAGUCUGACCAGUCAGGUUGAGGAUGAGAUGUUGUACUGAGCAGUCUGACCAGUCAGGUUGAGGAUGAGAUGUUGUACUGAGCAGUCUGACCAGUCAGGUUGAGGAUGAGAUGUUGUACUGAGCAGUCUGACCAGUCAGGUUGAGGAUGAGAUGUUGUACUGAGCAGUCUGACCAGUCAGGUUGAGGAUGAGAUGUUGUACUGAGCAGUCUGACCAGUCAGGUUGAGAUGUUGUACUGAGCAGUCUGACCAGUCAGGUUGAGGAUGAGAUGUUGUACUGAGCAGUCUGACCAAAAAUGGAAAAAUCAAUCGUAAAAUUGAAUUAAUUCUCAAAAAAUUGAAGUUUUUUAAAAUAGCAAGCUAGGACUAAGGGAAGAAUACUCUAAAAGCUGAAGAAGGCGUGACAAGUCGACGUCCAGGAAGUAAUGAGAUGACUGUAGAUCAUGACAGUUAACAGUACAGUGAUACAGAGGGAGCAGCUUCGUUUGAGCCAGUUGGCUUACAGCAGGAAAAGAAUCCUGCAGCAACAGGAAAUGGGAGUUAUUGUUCUGGAUUAUAAUUAAUGGACAUAUUUUUUUGUAGGGGUUGAUACAGUAUUCAUAAGGGAAAAUCUAGUCUGUAAUUUCAUAGUGGAAACUACAAUCUUUAGAACCUUUUUUUUAUUAUCUCAACUACGGCAUCUGUAUUUAUUUUUCUUUUUUUUACAAUAUGAGAUUUAACAUUGGUUUAUAAGUUAUGCUGUUACAAUAUGAGAUUUAACAUUGGUUUAUAAGAUAUGCUGUUACAAUAUGAGAUUUAACAUUGGUUUAUAAGAUAUGCUGUUACAAUAUGAGAUUUAACAUUGGUUUAUAAGAUAUGCUGUUACAAUAUGAGAUUUAACAUUGGUUUAUAAGAUAUGCUGUUACAAUAUGAGAUUUAACAUUGGUUUAUAAGAUAUGCUGUUACAAUAUGAAAUUUAACAUGGGUUUAUAAGACAUCUUGUGCCACUUGCCUCUGUCUGGAUGAGUACACACUAUACUGUCAUCUAUGUGAAAAUUAAGCUAUUUCAUUUUGUAUUGAUGUGAUCUUUCAGCAAUCAAUUUGCAAUUCUGAAAACAUAUCUACAUAGACAACAUGUUGUAAGACAAGAUGAUUAGAAAAGUAGGUGAAACAGGGAGUUUUAAACCUCUACUAAAUCUUCUCCUCUCCUUGUCCUAAAACAGUCACUUCUGAAAUAUCACUGUUUUCCUUUGUCUUUAACUGGCAGGAAAUCUGUUUUCCUUUGUCUUUAAUCUGUUUCGUAUCUGGAUGUUAAGUAUACAGUAUCUAGUCUGGAUAUUAAGUAUACAGUAUCUAGUCUGGAUGUUAAGUAUACAGUCUCUAGUCUGGAUGUUAAGUAUACAGUCUCUAGUCUGGAUGUUAAGUAUACAGUCUCUAGUCUGGAUGUUAAGUAUACAGUCUGAUUUAGAGUAGCUAUUACAGUGAAAUAAUGCCAUGUGAUUGUUUGAGGAGAGUGCACAGUUAUGAACUUGAAAAUGUGUCAAUAAACCAAUUAGGCACCUUUGGGCAGUUUUGAUACAACA